CAGUACUCAACAAAGGAGCCUGAGGUACUUGAAUACGACAAAACAGGUUUCUUUGGCAGCAAUGAGCUAUGGGUAGAUGAAAUGACCGAAAACAUCCCGUCUACACCAAAGAAAAGCUCUUCAGAUGCUUUCUGGCAGGUUCCUUCCAACCCUGUGACCCCUAGGACGCCUGGCCAUCGCGUUUUACAACAAGCUAAAGGAGUGAAUACAAAAGAGCGUUCGGCAAAACGGAGACGUGGACGUUUGGAACUUCAACAACAUUUCCUUAAUGAGGUUGAUGACAAUGCAGCUUCUGAUGCUUUAUUAGAGACACCUCGAUUUCGGUCGCGUGUUCCCCGGUCACCUUCGUUUAACGUGUCUUCGCCAUCAAAGGAGAAAAUAUUAAAUCAUAGAUUCAAUGAGGAAACUGAUGGAAAGGUGUUUGAUUUGCUUUCGUCGCCGUCAGCGGAUCGUAUUAACCUAGCUUCCUUUCAACCAAGCUCUUCGAUUUCAGAAGGUGAAACCGACGAAAGCCGAAAGUUACGUGGUUUGGAAGCCCUUGAAGAAGAAGAAGAACAUGACAAUGACUCUUUUUCUAUGAAGGAAGAAAUCGAUCAUGGCCCCGGGUUUGACGAGUACUUUGACAAGUUUUCGCAGAGAAAGACAUCGAGUAAUACGUUAUCCCAGCUUCCUCUGGUUGACAAUCAGUUGUAUUUGGAAACUAUCCAGAAAACAGUUCUGGAAAACGAUCGCUUCACUCAAACUUUAGUUCAUUUUCAAUCUCGGAACUUUCAGCAAUGGUAUUGCGAGGCUAUGUUUGGGUACAAUUUAUUGUUUUAUGGGUUUGGAUCAAAAGAACACUUUCUUUCUACUUUCAUUGAACAAAAAUUUCAUGGGUUUCCGGUCUUUGUCAUUAAAGGUUACUUUCCACAUUUACAAUUGAAAUCCGUACUAUCCGCUUUUCUUGAGUUUUUAGAAGUUGUUCCCUCGACUGCCUCUGUUCCCGAUAUGUUGCAGCAGGCCCUUGCCGUAUUAGACUCUAAUGAAAGAGCCUUUGAUAAAGUAAUAAUUAUGGUCCACAACAUAGACGGCGAGGACUUGGUGGAUGAGCGAUUUCAGUCAGCGUUAGCAAAUAUCGCGGCUUCUCCUAAUGUUUACUUUUUUGCCUCUGUCGAUCAUGUCAACUUCCCUUUGCUAUGGGAUUCUUCACUUGAAUCAUUGUUCAACUUCGUUAUGCAUGAUGCCACUACGUUUGCUCGUUAUUUCAAUGAAACCACAUAUGAGAAUUCUCUUGGUAUUGGACGUGCAAACGUUUCCAAUAAAGAGAAGGCUAUUAAGCAUGUUUUGUAUUCUCUGCCUGCUAAUUCCAGAGAAAUCUUCAAGCUUCUACUUAUCCAUCAACUGGAACGUCUUGUUGAUUUUGGUGACUCUACUGCUGUACGGCCUAGCGAAAAGGUCGGGAUUGAGUAUAAAGUGUUUUACCAAAAAUGCAGUUCUGAGUUUCUGUGUAGUAAUGAGCUCAACUUCCGUUCACAGCUCACAGAAUUCUUCGAUCAUCAUAUCAUUGAAAUGAAGAGAGAUUUCACAAAUUCAGAAAUUUUAUGGAUUCCUCAUCCGGCCGAUUUAUUGGAGAAUUUGUUACAGGACAUGAUGGAAGAUAUUUAGAAUAAGAAACCUAUAGAGUCGCCAAAAUGCGUAGUCUCCCCUUAAUGAUCAUUCAUCGUUAUAUAUUUAUUUUCGUUCAUUUACGGGCAGGAAAAAAGCAUUUGAAUAACAAAAUGUAGGAUCAUAUCAUUAUAAAAGAUUAUAUAAAAUAGAGUAGUAGUAUUUGCU
This is a messenger RNA of Schizosaccharomyces octosporus yFS286, 1812 nucleotides long. Its product is annotated as origin recognition complex subunit Orc2. Gene Ontology annotation, biological process: DNA replication. Lineage: Eukaryota; Fungi; Ascomycota; Schizosaccharomycetes; Schizosaccharomycetales; Schizosaccharomycetaceae. The record is from RefSeq and is a predicted model, not a curated record. Gene Ontology annotation, molecular function: DNA replication origin binding. The transcript has a single exon. Gene Ontology annotation, cellular component: nuclear origin of replication recognition complex; nucleus. The coding region runs from base 82 to 1644 and encodes 520 amino acids.